Messenger RNA from Camellia sinensis, 906 nucleotides. RefSeq names its product pentatricopeptide repeat-containing protein At5g40400-like. The record is from RefSeq and is a predicted model, not a curated record. Gene Ontology annotation, molecular function: protein binding. Lineage: Eukaryota; Viridiplantae; Streptophyta; Magnoliopsida; Ericales; Theaceae.
AUGAAACCCAAGUCCUGGAUACAACAAGGGUCGGGUCAAAAUUGGAAUUGCUAUAUGGUUCGUAGAGGGUUGACUCCAAACAUUUUGACAUAUAAUACUCUUAUAUCCAGUUGCUACAAGGAGGGAAUGAUGCAAGAAUCUAGGUUGCUGUUGCCUGAUAUGGUCAAGAAUGGGAUUUUCCACGAUAAUUUUACUUGUUGGAUUCCUGUGCAAGGAUAUGUGAAACAAGGUAGGUUGCUUUCAACUCUGAAUAUGGUUGUGGAGCUUCAGAUAUUUGGAGUUUCAGUCUGUCGAUAUAUUUAUGAUUAUCUAAUCCUCGUUUUGUGUCAGGAGAAUUGGCCAUAUGUAGCAAAGAAUCUCUUGAAAAGAAUGUCUCAAGUUGGUCAUGAGCCUAAAGAGGAAAUUUUCAAUGAGUUAAUCUAUUCUCUAUCCAAGAGUGAUUUUGUGGAGGAGGCAUUAUUGUUGAAAGCUGAGAUGGUUUCUAAUGAUAUGAAACCCAAUUUAGUUACCUAUAAAGCUCUUAUAGGCUACCUGUGUAGAUUAAGUAGAAGUGUGGAAGGCUUGAUAAAUGGAUUAUGCAAGGAAAGGAAUCUUGAUAAAGCAAAAUCUCUACUUGGUUCAAUUGUUGAGGAAUUUCAAAUUUAUGACAUAGAAUGUUGUAAUGCACUCCUUAAGAUUUAUUAUGAGGCAGGUGAUGUUGCCAAGUUGAUGGAGCUUCAGGAUAGGUUGCUGAAAGUAGGCUUUGCACCAAAUAGCCUGACAUUCAAUGAUCAUAGAGUUCCAGAAGUCAUUGAGAAGCCUGCAACCUAUGGGCUCUUGAAGUCGUGCACGGGGUGGUGGCAUGUGCCAUGGAGUUUGGACAACCUACAACAACUAAGAUCACGUAACACUGGUAUGUGUCUCUGA